AGAAGUGUGUCCGUGACACAGACCCUUGUUGAAGAAGUGAAAGAAAACAAUAAUAUGGCAUUACAGUAUCUGUCAUAAGAGGAGUUUGGCCACCUCUCACUCUUUGUGUGUGUCUUUAAGAAAUGGCUCAACCGUCUCAACAGUGGUCUCACAAGGACACAGAGACACUGAUCAGGUGGCGAAUGGCCCACAGCUAUUUAUUCUCAGGCUGGAGAAACACAUGCAGAAAUGGCUGGGAGAUGUUCAUACAAGAGUCAAUCCUAAACCUGGAUGGAAAUAUUACUUCUCAAAGAGCAAAACGAAAGUGGGAGAAUCUAAAAUGCAAAUACAAGGUUCUAAAAGCUCUUGCAAAAGAUGUCGAAACGGUUAAACCUGAAUCCUGGCGAUGGUUCAGACUCAUGGAAAAGGCCGUUGAUGGUGACCCAGGAGACAUCGAUCCUCCUAAACCCACUUUAUUAUCGAACCUGGCUGACGAACCCGAUUGUGCAGCCCAGCCCAGUAAGAAGAUGUAUCAGGUGGAAAUGGGGAGUGAUAUUCUCGAAUUACUAACACACUCCGUAAUCGAAGUCAACACUCAAACGACAGUUGCGGAUGUAGGACCCUCAUCAGACACAGUUGAAAGUGUGAAAGAGAAACAAAUAGAAAAAAGCCCAUCAGAGACUCAAGGUGAGCUACAUUUGGAAAGAGCCAAACUCAGAAGAGAGCGACUGUUUCUAGAAAAGGAGCACGCGGACCUGGAUCGAGAACGGCUGCUUCUGGAGCGCGAAAAAUCUGUCGCAGAAAGAGAGAAAACGGCACUGGAAAGAGACAGAGCGCAGCUGGAAAAGGACAGAGCAGCAGUUGACAGAGAACGAGCGUUUCUGGAACAGGACAGAGCGAGGCUUGAACGGGACAGGGCAGCUCUUGAAAGAGACAGAGAGACGGUCAACGCCAUGGCUCUCAGGACAAAGGGCACAGGACACACUGAAAUAGACUCGCCAUACGCCGAGGACAGAAAAAGGUUAAUAUUUUUGUUUGAAAAACUCAUUGAGAGGUUUUGAGAUCAUUCUGACGCACUGAAAGAGGUCAGUGUUGAUUAUUUGGAAGGUAUUUAAAAUAUUAAAGCACUUAAACAGAUGGUUCACUCAAAAAUGAACAAUCUUCAUUUAACACCCAUUUAGAAUCCCAUAGUAUUUAUUUUUCCAAUGAUGCUGUAAAUGGGUGGAGAGAUAUUUUUGGUUAUUGACAUAUUUUCAUUUGUGUAAAGCAGAACUUAGCAGAAAUUAAUACAGGUUAAAAAGAAUUGUAUGUUUUUGGUGAACUGUCCCUUUAAGAGAAAGCACUUCAUGGGUAAGUUUCCACUUAAAACGAUUUUGAGGAUUCUCACGUUAACUGAUGUAGUUCGCGAGUUCAUUGUAGUUCACUACAAAGCAUAAUUGAUAAUAAAUAAUGUUCAGUUUAUCCUCAAAGGUUCUUGGAUGCAUCAAGAUUAAAGUUUUGUCUUUGUGUUGAAUCGUUUACAUUUUAUUUGGUAUUUUAUGGCAUUUUGUUCUUGUUUAUGGAAGACCCAUUAAGAGUAAUUUUAGUAAGCAGGUCAAAUGCAGAGCAAAAAAUCACUUUCCGCUUGUCUUUAUAAGGUUGCAAAAGAACUGAAGUGAUCAUUUUCAAGAAACACAAUCAGAUUAUUUAUAUUUGAAUAUAUUAUAUGUUUGUUUUAAAACAUAAUUAGUGUUUGAUCAUGUUAGUGUGUAUGAGAAAUUUGAUUCAAUGCUUUCUCUAACAUUUAUUUCAUAUUUUAAUUUAUUUAUUUCUUUUUUUGGUCAAAUUAAGCAUGAAAGACGAUGCUAAACGUUAAUAUUUAGUGCCUAUGUUAAUUUUAAGGAUAUUUAAGGAAGAGAUUUGAUGUAGAUUUUGCAUAUUUUUUGCCUUAAGUAUAUUUGCACAUUUCUUUAUGUUUCUAUAAAUUUCAUUUGGUUUAGACAGAAAACAGUUUCUGGCAUUUUUUUCUGGAAAUCAGGAAAUACAAAACUGAAGACACCUUUUAUUUUAACACCCC
Molecule: messenger RNA, 2035 nt
Organism: Danio aesculapii
Lineage: Eukaryota; Metazoa; Chordata; Actinopteri; Cypriniformes; Danionidae
Exons: 4
Coding region: 123-1040 (305 amino acids)
Source: RefSeq, a predicted model, not a curated record